Molecule: messenger RNA, 4385 nt
Organism: Triticum dicoccoides
Lineage: Eukaryota; Viridiplantae; Streptophyta; Magnoliopsida; Poales; Poaceae
Product: putative disease resistance protein RGA3
Exons: 3
Coding region: 1-3816 (1271 amino acids)
Molecular function (GO): ADP binding
Source: RefSeq, a predicted model, not a curated record
AUGGCUGGGGCGGGGAUAUUCCUUGAUUACAUGGCAGCAGUAUCAGCAGUCAGUGCUGUAGGAUGGUUUGUUUCACCUAUUAUUAGAAGGAUGGUUUCUUUGGUGCAGUCCUAUAUGUCAAACCAGUACAACUGGAAAUCUGAGAUGGUAUCUGAUCUCAGGAAUUUGGAAACCACUUUAAUGGAUAUACUCAUCGUAAUUAGUGCGGCUGAAAGGCAACACGUAGUGGACACAAAUCAGAUACUGUUAUUGCAGCAAAUGAAAGAUGCAGUUUCUGAUGCAGAAGAUGUCUUGGAUGAGUUUGAUUAUAUGCUUUUAAAACAAAAGGGUAAGCAGAAAGGCCUUGUCAGACGCAUGGCCUCUUCCCUCUCUAUUGGUAAGCGUUUGGUCAAUAUUGACAAUUUCAGGUCAGAAUUGCGGAAGGUCCUCAAAAGCUUGGAGAGAGUUAGAACUUCUGCAGACAUGUUUGUCCGACUGAUGACAUUGGAGAGCUAUAACCCCAGUCAAUCCCUUCAAUUUUCCCAAGCAAGGAUCACAGGAUCUCUUUUGCAUGAAGAUGCAAUUUUUGGGCGAGAAAAUGAGAUUGCUCAGCUAGUGGAUCGGCUGGUGAAUCAAUUUGAUGAAUGUGCACUGAACGGUGAACAUAACUUCAGGACGGAGGUUCACACUAUUAUUGGUGUUGGAGGCAUUGGCAAGACUACUCUAGCUCAACUUAUUUAUAACAAUGAGCAAAUAGCUGAUACUUUUGACCUAAGAAUGUGGGUUUGUGCUUCCAAUAAUUUUGACAAAACUAGACUUAUCAAAGAGAUGAUAGCAUUCACAACUGAUGGUGAAAAUGCUGAACUGGCCAACUUUAAUUUCAGCAUGCUCCAGGAAGAACUUGAACGAAGACUUUCGUGCAAGAGAUUUCUCUUAGUGUUGGAUGAUGUGUGGUAUGAUGAGAAAUACGGAGUACACAUCAAUAAGGAGAUGUGGAUGGAAUUAUUAGCUCCCGCCAAAAAGUCAGCAAAUAUCUAUUCUAAGAGUCUAGGGCGAAGCAUAUCAGGAAGCAAGAUUCUAGUGACAACCCGAACAGAAUUGGUUGCAAAAAUGCUAGACUCUAGAAGCUCGUUCAUUUUACAAGGUCUUGGAAGAGAUGAUAGUUGGUUAUUGCUCAGACGAUGUGCAUUUGGCAGCAAGAAGCCAGAAGAUUAUCCGGAGUUGAAUGGAAUUAGAGAUCAAAUUGUUCAGAAACUUAAGGGCUCACCUCUAGCAUUGAAGGUUAUCGGAGGGUAUUUAAAUGGCGAGGGCAGAGAACUAUUGUGGGAGGAUGUUCUUCACAUUAAUGUACUCAAUCCAAACGAUAUUUUGACCAUCUUACAUUUAAGUUAUGAAAGUUUGCCAGAACACCUCCAACAGUGCUUUGCAUAUUGUAGUUUAUUCCCAAAGGAUUAUCGUAUUGAUCCAAAUAGAUUGAUCUGGAUGUGGAUAGCUCAGGGCCUUGUUCAUCUAGAUGGAAACACCAGUAGGAGCUUGGCAGAUAUUGGAAGGGGCUAUUUCAGUGAUUUGCUAGCUCGGUCUUUUUUCCAAGUGCUCCGCUAUGGGGGUCAAACAUAUUACACUAUGCAUGAUUUAAUGAAUGACCUCGCACUUCACGUUUCCCAUGGGGAAUGCUUUAGGGUUGACCAUGGCAGCAUUGGGGUGUUACCUCAUUAUAUUAGGCAUUUGUCCGUGUCUGCUGAACAACUGGGAGAUCUUGUGAACUAUGAUGGUCUUGGAAGACUGCGCACAUUUAUAGUUCUGAAUGAAUCUUGGUUCUGCUCCAAAGUCUGCCUGAGUCAAGAUAUACUCAAUAAACUCAAGAGUGUGCGGGUGCUGGAUGCAAGUGGGUGCUGCUUUGAAAGUUUGCCUGAAGCCAUCAAUGAUCUGAUACACCUGCGUUAUCUAGCCAUCCGACGCACUUAUUACCCACUUCCUGCAACAAUCUCCAGACUCAAUCAUCUACAGGUCUUGUCCGUGCAGUAUCAUUCAUGUGAUUCCUCCAGGAUAUCAUGCUCAAACAAGAGAAAACAACUGAAAUAUUCAAGGGGGGAAGUGAACACUACUGGAGGUCGUUUCAGUCUUCCUGAAAGCAUUAGCAGGCUUAUUAACUUGGUGCAUGUUGAUGUAGAGAAGGCUUACACUGUCAUGUUAUGGGGUAUGUAUCAGCUUCCAUCUGUCGAGGGUUCGGGAGAAUUCCUUGUUAAUAAGGAGGAGCAAAGUUUGGUCCAACUUCAGGAUUUCAACAAGAUCCGGGGAGAGAUUGCUGUUAGGUUACUGGAGAACGUAAAAAGUAGAGAGGAGGCUGCUAAGUCUCAUCUAGACUUGAAGGAACACAUAUCCAAGUUGGAGCUGGAAUGGGGACCGUGUGAUGGUGCUCAUGAUAAGGAUGUGGGUUUUCAGGUACUUGAUGUAUUAAAACCACACCAAAAUCUUGAACAACUGACAAUCAGUGGAUACCCAGGUGUCUGCUCUCCUUCUUGGCUGGAGUCUGGUUGGCUGAGAAGAUUGAAAUUGAUCUGUCUACGAGAUUGUAAAAGAUUGGAGGUACUUCCACCUUUAUGGGAUCUCCCCUUACUCAGAACUCUUGAAGUACGGAGAAUGGAAGAACUAAAAGCACUCGGCCAGGAGUUCUUUGGCCAGGCUGGAUUUCCUUCUUUGGAGAUAUUGCUACUAGAGCGCUUACCUAAACUGGAGUGGUGUCUUGUGGACAAUGAUCAAGUGUUACAGAAUCUCAAACAUCUAUCUGUUUCGAGCUGUCCACGGUUAAGAGCAUAUCCCACCCAUCCUCGUACACUCAAACAUAUAGCUGUACUUGACGAAGAAGAUAUCCAAGCUAAGGUUCACACUUAUAGCUGUGAACUAUCAAGAUCAUUUUGUCGCCUGUUAUCGAGCUACUUCCAUGUUUUUCAUGCUCAUCACCUAGAAUCUGUAGAAAAUAUGGAUAUUUAUGUCAACCAUUUGGUACACAUGCCCAGGACAUUGUUUAACAAUCUGAAAUCACUCAAAAUGUUGUAUAUAUACGGUAUCGAUCGGGCCAACACAUACUCAGUAAUUACUACAUUCUGGGAUGAGAAUGGGAGCAGCGUACUUCCUUCCUCACUUAUAUGCCUUAAAUUAGGACGGUGCUACCUGCAACCAUCCUCUUUCGCAAAGCUGUUGAAGAACCUCCCGUCGCUUGGUACACUAUGCUUAAGUGAAUGUAACACUGUUGAGAUACCUGGUCCACCGUUAAGGCUGAACCAUUUGAGGAUGCUGAAACGGUUGGACAUUUAUAAAUGUGAUUGGAUUUCAUCUUUUACGGGAUCAGAAGCACUGCUGUCCCUUGAAGAUAUGAAGAUAGAUCAUUGUUAUGACCUGGAAUCCGUACCAGACUUAGAUGACAUGCCAUCUCUUCAGAAACUACAUUUGUAUCAUUGCCCUCAAGUUAUGCGACUGUCCAAAACAGGCCACCAAACUUCACUGACUGAACUGGUUGUAAGAUCGUGCAAUUCGCUAUUAUCUCUGCAGAAGUUGUGUGACCUUGUUUCCCUUGUGAAGCUGACGAUUAUAAGUUGUUCUGAUUUAUUGUGGCUUCCUGAUAUGGAUGGCUUUUAUUCGCUUCGGGCUCUCUCGAUUUCUGGGUGCCCCCGGCUGAUGUCACUGCCACGGAGGGGUCUUCCUGUAUCACUUGAAACGUUUUUCCUGUCUCGAUGCCAUCAAGCACUGGAGGAGCAGUUUCAGCGGAAGGAAGGUCCAGAUUGGAACAAGUUUGCCGCCCUUCCAGGAUGCAGGGAGGCCCGUACAUGGUUAUGGUAAAUUUUCGGAGGUGUUUCCGCGAAGAAAAUCUUUUGUACAUAUUUCUGGAUACUGAUGGGAGGAGGGGUGCUGGAGGUGCAAGCACAUCACACUGGAAAUAGCUGGAUUCAUGUAGGCGGACAAUCCUUCUGUAGGUACUACUGGCAAGAAUAAGAUCAACAUGGAGGGGCAGCCCACAGAGGAUGAGAACAAUCUAUUACAUGAAUUCUCUUUUUGGUUGUUGGCAAGACGAGGUUGCAGGCCACCUGUUCCGGCGCCGAGAAGAAAUUCCGUUCGAUGUGCAGACUGGGCUAGAGGUUUACUGCGGACAGGUUCAGAAACGCGGACACAAUGUUCAGAGAAGGGGAUUUCAUAUUGAACAGAGGGGUGUGUAUAGGGUGGUGAUAUUAGCUUCACCGUGGACUCCAACUCUGCUCAUGUGGUAAUGCUUGCUUCACAGUUAAUCUGUUUUCCUUUUCUUCCAUGAGGUAACGAGUCAAAAAUGAAAGCUUGUUCGUUCAAGCACUGGACAGUAUGGCACCCCGGUUCUGUGAGAUGUGUGUUAUCAAUUUGUCAUCCUCUUUUAUGCA